CCAUAUCCUCAUCUGGACUCUCCAGGCUGUCGCUGCACACCGAGGGGGUCUGGAUGGGUCGGUACUUGUUCAGGUCCAACAAGCUCUUGGCGAUGGUGACCAGCGUGCAGUAAUCCUUCCAGGUGUCCCCCGGGUCACCAUGCUCCUUGGUCACCUCGCGCUCAGGUAGUCGCAGCCGCUCGGCGUCCGGAGCACCCCCAUGCUCGGGCACCGCAGCGCGGUUCGAAAUGGAAACCAAACACUGGGCAGCCACGAAGUCCAUGUAGGCGGCCGCGGACAUGGUGCGGGCGACAGCAGCCCCGGAGGCGCGGCCAAACUUGGCGGUGGCUGCGGAGGUUCGGCUCGCCGUGCCCUGGCCUCGGACGACGAGCGCGGCGCGGCGCGGCGCAGCGGCCAAGGGGGCGGGGGCGCGGGGCGCUUCCGACUCGCAGGAGCGCCGAGGCGACCUCAGCCCCUCAUCUUUACGUAACCGGCAGCGCCUCCGCACGCAGCAUCCACGGCCCCGGGCUCCGCCGCGCUGCCGCCUCUCGCCGCCUCCGGUGCCCAGAGCCGGGCGCAAUCCGCCCGACGGGCGCGCAGUCUGCUCCGAGCCGGCUCCCCUGGAAAGAUGCCACACGUGGCGGUCGCAAGUUUAUUCGACCGAAAACGCCCCGAGGCGCUGGGAAAGGAAACUGCAAGAGAGGUACACGCCCUCGGCUGCCUUUUCAGUCGAGCCAAAGCCCCAGGACAUUCACCCAACCACCCGGACGUGGGUGGCAAGGGCCGGACCAAGCGCCAGGUCUAAGAGACACUUUUCCCCCAGUCCACUGACGGCUUCUGAGCCCCUGCUCUUGCCGGUCCGCACCGUUCCGGCAUUCUCUCGCUCAGUAACAAUUUCGCAGAAUCCCAUCACGUCACAAUCCAAACCCCCUCCAAUUGGCCAGUGGGGAGGGUGAUUCAACUCUGUUUACUUUCUUCCCCUGCCAGUCAGAACAGCCUUUCGGUGGAGAGGUGCGUCUAGAACUGAGGCGUGCGGCCAAUCCGACAGUUCUGUUUCGAUGCCUCGUGCUACCUCUACAGCCUCGAACGCUGACAUUUAAAAGGGUAACAGCCGGGGGGCUGGAAAGGAGCAGCCGCGCAUCUUUGGGAGUGUCUCUCAAUCCCUUGGCCGGUCCAGGCCUCUUGGGCACGUUCCAGCUUGCGGAGCUGUGGGAUACACCUUCCCUACUCGGUUGCGUUCCUUCUUACGACAAAAGAGAACUUCAGUUUCAUUUUCCAGCUCGCAAACAGUUAAGUGACUUCCUGCAAACGCUACAGUCCCAGCAACCAGCCUUCCAAUCAAAAGCUCCCGUGGGAUGUUAGGGCGUGUAUCCCUUCCCUCACUUAACAGAUAUGAAGACUGAGAUGCAAGAAAGUGACUUGUGACAGAACUCCAUUGAAAACAUAAAUCUGAUUCCUGGCUCUUCGGGCUUCACAACUGAACUCUUUGGUUUGUGAAAUAUUAACUCUGCUUAACAGAUUCUUAAGAACUGGAACCAGCCAGAGAUCCUUAGCCAUUGAAUAUUGUGGUAUUACUUGAUCAACAAUUAGUAUGACUCUUAGGGUCUGAUUAACUAUGUUUGCCUCUCCCUCUGUAGGAAUGAUGGGGUUGUUUUCCAUCUUGAUAGCUGAGAAAAUAAUCUAGGGCCAAUGUGUCUUCCAGGAGGUGUACUAUCUGCAGAAUUGAUUAAAAAUACAUUUAUUUUCCUAAGUGGGUGUGAGGGAUACCUGUUUCUAUGUGAUGUAGAUCCAGUGAGGUCUAACCAUACCCCCACUGACUUAGCCUUUGUUAAGGUUUGGGAAAGUUACAUCAGGUUCCUGGUCUCUAAAGGAAGGGUCUCAAAUUUACCCUUCUAGUUUGAAGUCUACUGUAGUUUAUUUCGACUUUGCUUUUAAAGUGGUACAGAAAGAUACUGCAGUAGGUGACUACACGGGAAAGGGAAGCUUAGAAAGGGGGUGCUGGUCAACUAAGAAUAUCAUCGUCACCAUCCUACUAAGGUAGGUGGUAGGUACAUGUAAAGUGAAGCCAUCUUAGAGUUCUUGUAUUCCAAUCCCCUUAAUUUUAGAAAAGAAUUCACUGAAGCCCAAGGGAGUCUGCCUACUUCAUGAUUUUUCUGGGACAAACUCUGUCCCCAAGGAUACAAGAUCAGUUAGAAAUUUCACAUUUACUUGCCUCUUUAAGGUCCACCACAGAUACCAGCAGGAUCUCUCCAGGACUCCCAUGAGCACAGCCUAUACAGUCUCUCAGAUUUGCAUUGUGACUGGCCUUGCAGUGGGCACCUUCAGAUAGCAGAAAGCCCUAGAGUUAACAUCGGGGUUAUUCCAGAAAAGAGGAAAGUUUGUAUCUUUCCUUGACGAUUGUAAUCCAGGAAGUUGAAUAAGUCAAUCAUCAUAGGUUUUUGUGGUUUUUGUGUGUUUUUUUCUAUAUAGACUUACUUCUUGCCCUCUUCUCUUUA
This is a messenger RNA of Mesoplodon densirostris (Blainville's beaked whale), 2474 nucleotides long. RefSeq names its product serine/arginine repetitive matrix protein 1-like. Lineage: Eukaryota; Metazoa; Chordata; Mammalia; Artiodactyla; Ziphiidae. Bases 279 to 935 code for a protein of 218 amino acids. The transcript has 2 exons. The record is from RefSeq and is a predicted model, not a curated record.